UUUUAAUCAGUGUUCUGACUUUAUUUAAAUUCGUGUCUCAUAAGUAUAUCAAUAAAAUGGUAACAAAUGAAAUGUUCACUGAAAACAAAGUGAAAACCUACAAAAAUACUGAACAGGAGGAGGAUAAAGUUUAUAGCUAUGACGAGGCAAUUACUUUGGCAGGGAAUGGCCGCUACACAUAUGGACUGCUGGCGGUAGUCAGCCUUUCAAUCUUGGCGAUGGGCUGCGACAUGUUCGGCUUCUCUGUGGUGGUGGUUGGCUGUCAAUGCGAUUUCCAGCUCACAGCUGGGCAGAGGAACGUACUGAUGUCCAUGCCUUUUCUUGGUCCAGUAGUCAUGUCAUACCCGUGGGGCUUCUACAGUGACACGCGGGGCCGACGAAAAUGUCUCCUUCUCGCUAUGAGUUGUGGUUUUCUGGCCUCAGCCGCCAGCGCACUGUCACCAAACUGGAUCGUGCUCGCUGUACUCCGGUUCGUGAGCACUAGUUGCUGCAGUUGCGCGCAGUCAGCAACGUACGCGCUGCUGGGCGAGUCGAGCUCACAGCGCAUGCGCGGCACCUAUAUGCUCUUCAUGACCAGUGUGCUUAUGCUCACAGGCGCUUACUACUUCGGGGCGGGCUACUUUAUCCUAAACCUGGAGUUUUCUUUGGACCUAGGCUUUAUCAGCUUCAUGCCGUGGCGUCUGCUGGUCCUGGUGUUGGCCCUGCCCAUGGGGAUGAGCUGGCUGGCGCUGUUAAACUUCUACGAGAGCCCAAAGUUCCUCGCUAAUGCUGGUAGAGAAGACCAGGCGGUGAAAUUGCUAGAAAAGAUAUGGAGGAGAAACGGUGGGAAGGAUGAGUAUCCUGUAAAAAAGAUAAUCCUAAACGAAGACUCCACGGCGCCUGCGCAGAAACUCCCAUUGAUUCAAUCGUUGUGGGCGCAGACUGCCCCCCUCUUCCGUCCUCCGCUGCUUUGGCGAACCCUGCAGCUCUACUAUAUCACCGCCAUGCUCUAUGCCGUGAACAACAGCUUGAUGAUGUGGUACCCAUUCUUGCUGGACGCAUUUCUGGCAGAUGAUGGUUCCUCAGACCAAGGUGGACUCUGCAACAUGAUCCUUCGCUCGCAAGAUGAAUCUAAUAACCAACAGGCUUCCGACUGCUUCUCGAAGCUCGACCCCUUCACAACCUUAUCUAGCAUCGCCUACUCUUUGGUGUUCACGCUGAUCUACCUCGUCAUGUCUCGCUUCGCUGGCCGCAUGAAGCUCAUGUUGAUAAUCAUCCUGACUGUGGCCUCCACGUCCGGUGUGGUCGUCAUAAUGACCACGAACAACACCAUUAGUUUGCUCUUCUUCUUUGGGAUUUUGACGACGGGGCUAGGAAUUGGACUUAUGUUCUCUUACUUCAUUGAGCUGUAUCCCACAUCGUAUCGUGGAAUGGCAGCAUGUCUGGCCGUGAUCAUGGCACGAGGAAGCGCGCUAGCGGCCAUCAACAUCAUCGGCUCCUACAUCAUGACGAACUGCUACCAAUGCUUCUACGCAUUCACAGCCUACACUUUUAGCGGUCUCAUCUUAUCGUGCUUCCUGCCUUCCGACACAAAAAAGAAGACUUAAAGUUUUAGGACAGGUUACGUCAAACCGUUUGUCACCGUUAAAACUUUCGCACAAUUUUAUUGUAUGGAAAGUCUCAUAGUUCUUAGCUGAGUGA
Cydia strobilella is the source of this 1680-nucleotide messenger RNA. RefSeq names its product synaptic vesicle glycoprotein 2C-like. Gene Ontology annotation, cellular component: membrane. The transcript has 10 exons. Bases 57 to 1586 code for a protein of 509 amino acids. NCBI's taxonomy places the organism in Eukaryota, Metazoa, Arthropoda, Insecta, Lepidoptera, Tortricidae. Gene Ontology annotation, molecular function: transmembrane transporter activity. The record is from RefSeq and is a predicted model, not a curated record. Gene Ontology annotation, biological process: transmembrane transport.